Solanum pennellii is the source of this 1990-nucleotide messenger RNA. Its product is annotated as BTB/POZ and MATH domain-containing protein 2. The coding region runs from base 328 to 1551 and encodes 407 amino acids. The transcript is spliced from 4 exons. The record is from RefSeq and is a predicted model, not a curated record. Gene Ontology annotation, biological process: protein ubiquitination. NCBI's taxonomy places the organism in Eukaryota, Viridiplantae, Streptophyta, Magnoliopsida, Solanales, Solanaceae. Gene Ontology annotation, molecular function: protein binding.
UAAAUUGUUGAAAAUGGUUCUGUCUGAAUACUUUUCUGAUCACCUCACCUCACCUCACCUCACCUCACACCGUUUCCCAUCUUUCCCAUAUCGACAAAACCCUAAUCCUCCAUCUUCGUAAACCUCUUCUUCUCCAUUUUUUCUCCAAUUCCACCCAUUUUUACCGACCCAUUAAGCCAAAGGGUCGAUCCGUUUCUUCAAUUCCAUCAAUUUUCACCGAUUAGAUUCAAUCUUUUUCCUCAAUUCCACCCAUUCUUUUGCCGACCCAUUAGCUUAAAGGAUCUUCUUUUCUUUCAAUUCUACAAAAAAAAUCCAAUCUUUCAUCAUAUGGGUACCUUCAGGGUUCCAUCGGAACCUUCAAAACCCCUAAAUUCAUCAUCUUCUCAACCCACAACAACCACAUCGACCUCUCGGAUCGAUACGAUUAAUGGGUCCCAUGAAUUUAAGGUUGAUGGUUACGCCUUAUCUAAAGGUAUGGGAAUUGGGAAAUAUGUAACUUCCGAGAUUUUUACGGUGGGUGGUCAUUCUUGGGCUGUUUACUUUUAUCCCGAUGGAAAAAGCUCAGAGGAUAAUGGUACCUAUGUUUCUCUUUUCAUCGCCCUUGCUAGUGAUGCUACCGAUGUUAGAGCUUUGUUUGAGCUGUCUCUUAUGGAUCAGAGCGGUAAUGAGAGGCAUAAGGUUCAUACCCACUUUGGUAGGGUGCUGGAGACGGGUCCAUACACACUCAAAUACCGGGGUAGCAUGUGGGGCUAUAAACGCUUUUUCAGGAGAACAUUACUAGAAACAUCAGACUAUCUUAAAGAUGAUUGUCUCUUGAUCCAAUGUACUGUUGGUGUUGUCAGAUCAUACAAUGAAACACCAAAGACUUUCUCCCUGCCUGUGCCACCGUCAGACAUUGGGCUUCAUUUUGGGCAGCUCCUAGAGAGUGGAGAGGGAGCCGAUAUAAAGUUUGAAGUUGAAGGUGAAGUCUUUGCUGCACACAAGUUGGUUCUUGCUGCCCGCUCCCCUGUUCUUCGGGCACAGCUCUUUGGUCCAUUGAAGGAAGAGAACAUACAAAGUAUUAGAGUCGAAGAAAUACAGGCUCCAGUAUUCAAGGCAUUGCUCCACUUCAUCUAUUGGGAUUCCCUCCCUGAUUUACAAGAGCUUGUGGGUCUUGAUACAAAAUGGGCAGUUGCUUUAAUGGCUCAGCAUCUGCUUGCUGCAGCUGACCAGUAUGGUCUUGAGAGAUUGAGAGCACUUUGUGAGGCUAAACUUUGUGAGGAUGUUACAAUUAACACUGUUGCUACAACUUUAGCCUUGGCAGAUCAGCAUCACUGUGUCCAACUGAAAUCUGUGUGUCUUAAGUUCAUCGCAUUGCCUGAAAAUUUGAAAGCUGUGAUGCAAUCUGAGGGAUUUGAUCACUUGAAGGAGAGUUGUCCUUCUGUCAUCACGGAAUUGCUGAAGUAUGUUGCUGGGAUGAAUGAACAUGCAAUCAUUUCUUAUGUACAUGGUGGGCACAUUCUGGAUGGCACUGACGUGAAUGGAAGAAGAGUGAAGCAAAGGAUAUAUUGAGCGCAAGCCACGUAGAAUUUAUAAUGAAGUUGCUAUCAUUCCUUAGCAGCCCCAAUUGGUAAAGUAAAUUGAUUAUAAGGUGCAUAUAGUCCAGAAAUGCUAUCGGAUUGUCGGUCUCUCAUAUUGUUCUGUUUCUGAGUAAAUGAUCUUUAACCUUAGAGGGUGGAUGAGGAUGUGCCUACAAUAUGUGAUGUAGUAGGUGCUCAACCAAUUCUCUUUUUAGGACUGUAUCUCAACAGUGGUGCUUGGUUGGUCCAAACACCUGUUGAUUCUGCUAUAGUGUGAUUUCUUUCUUUCUUUCCCUUUUUAUACUGAAGAUUUUAAUCUUGUCAAGUUAAAGCCUAUUCGGCUGACUGCUUCGACUUUUCGUGUCAUGUCCUGGUUUUCAUGUAUGAUUGAAUUUGAUGAUAUGGUUUAUGGUUUACAUUUUGUUCACAAA